Messenger RNA from Exophiala oligosperma, 3195 nucleotides. RefSeq lists its product as uncharacterized. Gene Ontology annotation, biological process: establishment or maintenance of actin cytoskeleton polarity. The record is from RefSeq and is a predicted model, not a curated record. The transcript is spliced from 5 exons. The coding region runs from base 414 to 2768 and encodes 784 amino acids. Gene Ontology annotation, molecular function: protein binding. NCBI's taxonomy places the organism in Eukaryota, Fungi, Ascomycota, Eurotiomycetes, Chaetothyriales, Herpotrichiellaceae. Gene Ontology annotation, cellular component: microtubule cytoskeleton; cell tip.
CCACCAACUUAUCCGCCCAGAAACUUCCCAAUCAACCCUCCACCACCAACCAAGGACAAUCCCUCAACCAUACUCGUCCUUUGUAUUCUGUACUGUGAAUUCACUCGUCGACUUCUGCGCUACGCACUCGACUCUUUGUUGCUUGCAGCAUCGCAGUUGAUUUCUCCACUCGUAUCACGCGUCGCUCUCUGCCAACAACCGAGCUGGCUCGCUGCCGACCCGUCCAGUCUUUACCGCGUCGAUCGUCGGUUUCGUCCGCAGUAUCCAACAUUUGCCCCGGCUUUACACCGAUUGAUUUCCUCACUUGACGGUCCGAUUCCCCAGAAAACCCUCUAUGCGAUCAGAAGCAAGCCGUAGCCCGUCGAGUUCAAUCGGCGAGCACGAAACGCGACAUUCACUCGACCACCGCCCAAAUGGUCCGCGCAAUGACCACCCUGAAGCCACAGCUUGUGAGAGCUGAUACCUUGGACCUACAAGAUCAUGAUGCGCCGUCGGCCAAAGAUCACACCAAACAACCCACGCACCCUUCACCCUAUGGCUAUGGCCCAGCCGCGCCCCAUCAGCAGCAGGCUUUGAGACAUGCAGAACACGAGGCUUAUCAACAACAGCACACAAGCCCUCGUAGUUCAGAGGAUAGACCCAAUGGAGGUUUCCAUGCCGACCAACAUUUUUAUGACGAUCUUGAUGACGACCGAGAUGACGACCACAUGACUUCGCAGAAUGGUGUCAAUGGAAAUGGAUACCAUGGGCAGGACCUUGAUGACGGAGCAGGCGACUCCCAUGACGAGGAGGACAUGGAUGACGACCUGAUGGACAAGAUAUCCAGUUCCCCCUCGAUUGAAGAUGAGGAUAUUGACUUCGAGUUCGUGUACGCUCUACACACGUUUGUUGCCACCGUCGAGGGGCAAGCGAAUGCCACAAAAGGCGACACUAUGGUGUUACUAGAUGAUAGCAAUAGCUACUGGUGGCUUGUUCGAGUCGUCAAAGAUGGGAGCAUUGGCUACUUGCCCGCUGAACAUAUAGAAACGCCGACUGAGCGUUUGGCUAGGUUGAAUAAGCACAGAAACGUCGAUUUGUCCGCUUCAAUGCUUGGGGACAAUACUGAAAAGUCCAAAAACCCCCUCAAGAAAGCCAUGCGACGAAGGAACGCCAAGACUGUACAAUUCACUGCGCCUACUUACUACGAGCCUUCCGACUAUGAAUAUUCUGACGAGGAAGACGAGGAGGGUGACGAUGUGCCUCUUGAUGGUAGCGACGACAGGGACGACACCGAGUCUGCCGAAGAUCAGCAAGAUCUAUCCGGUACUACAGAACCACGAAGCAAGGAAGAAACAGUAAUAGCCAACGGCAUUCAGCGUAUGACAAGUAACGAAAGUCUCAAGAAUGAAGUUGUGUCAAGUCCCACCAAGUCUCAGCAAGUACAAGUCGGACUAGAACAACCAUCCGAUGAGCCGAUGCAACGGUCGAGGAAGGGAGUUGUAAGAAAUACAGACUCUUUCUACCGAGAUGAGACCGUUGAAACCAAGAAAAUUUCGCUGACACCACGGCUGCUGCGGGGCGAUGCUGAUGCUGCCUCUGCUGAACAACAACAACAACAACAUGAAUUGCGCCAGCGAGCGAGCUUAGAAACAUUCGAUAAAAUCGUUGGCUCAGACGAGAAGUCUAAAGAUAAGAAGAAAGAAAAGAAAGGCAUGCUCAGCGGUCUAUUCAAGCGAAAGAAGGGUUCUACUCCAGAAGAGAGCGAGAAACUCGUAGAAGAGCAGCGACAAUCGCCACAAUCGAAAGACUCCCUAGAAUCUCUAACCUCUAGACCUGAAGCAGGACCUGAGCGCAAGCCGAGCAAAUUACAAAAGAACCCUCCCCCAGUGUCUCCCAAAGCCUCCGGUCCAGAUCAGAGAGCGCCUUCCAGGGAAGGCGUGAAUACUUCACAAGCACCGGUCGCUGGUACCGGCCUACCCGCUACUGCCCCUGCGUCGGCAUCGGCACUAUCGACCGUCAGGAAAGUCGAAUCCGAGCCAACACCCGGUGAAGGUGCCCAAGAACCACCAUCACCAUCCCAGGCUCAGUCGGCUACGCCGGUGAAUCGAUUCCCGUCACUUACAGAAAAAAGAUCUAUCUUCUCUCCUAUCACAACUGCCCUCAAGCCGUCCUCGAACACAACGACCGAUGGUGAUGGUGCUGUGAAAACUAUCUAUUCGAAGCGAGCGAAGGAACGAUUUGCUCUUGAGGAUAGCGAUUCCGAGGACGAGAAGAAUGCAGUUGUUGAAGAAGAUGACCGUAAGGCCAUAUCUCCCAUCUCAGAUUCACAAGCAGCACCCUCUCGUUCGGAUUCUGCGAUGCAAGUGUCACCGAUCGAACCAUCUGACAUGUAUGAUGACUUGAAAUACCAAACUCAACAACAACAAGGAGCUAUCAGAAUAUCGCCAAUCCAUGACGAGCCCGCUCUGGUUGAGUCAGAAGGUACCGCCAGUACCUCAAAGCCAUCUCCUUCAACUGCAACGCAUACUCCAUCGACGUCAAGAUCAACGCCUACAUGGUCAGAUGCAUCUUUGCGUUCUUACAUGGAGAACAGCCAGGAUAUCAAAGAUUUGCUUAUUAUUGUGCACGACAAAAGCAACGUAACCCCCGUUGGGCCCGAGCACCCACUCAUGCAGGAUCUGUUUUCGGCUGAACGAAACAAACUCGCCGAGAUGCAAGCUCAGCUUGAUAAUAUGCUUAUGGGCUGGAUAUCCAAAAAGAACUCGAGCUUGCUAUCCGGCGCGAUAUGAAAUGAUUGUGUUCUCUCAUAGCAAUAGUUUUGCUUUUUUUUAUGUUUACCUCUCGAGGAUCUGAUUAUAUCGAUCCGUUGUACUGCUUCCAAUUCUUCGGCAUGUCGGAGCAGCUGCUCGACUUGUACUACUAGGGACGGGUCCUUUCUUUUGCCUUUUUUCUUUUUGUUGAAUUUUUUCAUGACGACAGUAUAUACCUGAGAAUGACGAAGCGUGGAACACAUCUCAAAGAAAAGGCAUGCAUGGUACAAGCAUUCUCUUUGUAGGGUUGAUUUUUGGGUGGUUUGGACGGGAUUGAGGCGCGAUGGUCCUUCUGUCUUCUCGCAGGAUUUGUAGGACAGGGACAGGGACAUGGACAAAGUUGGGGUCCUGGGUUUUAACACUGCUUCAACGAUGACGGCAGUCGGGUUUAAUUUUUUUUUAGCCA